AUGACCAUCGCCCUUCGAAAACUUGGAUACAACCCCUACCACGGUUCAGAAUGCUUCAAGAACCCCCCUCGCGACUUCAAUCUCUGGAUCGAAGCAAUGGAAUGUAAUUUCUUCAAUACCCAUCCUGAGAAAAAACCAGCAUACAGCACCGAGGAGUUUGAUCGUUUGAUCGGAUCAUAUGACGCCGUCCUGGACGUUCCAGCGUGUCUGUUCUGGAAAGAUCUAGCCGCAGCCUACCCAGAUGCCAAAAUCAUAUUGACGAACCGGGAUGUAGACGCGUGGCAUAAAUCGGCCGAUGCGACAGUUUUCAAGUUCAUGCGAAUUCCGUUCUUUCGCGUUUGGCAACAUAUGGACUCCAAAGUACUCGGGCCACUGUUUCGGAAUUCGGAGCUUGUGUGGAAGAUCUUUUGCGGAAACAACUAUGAAGAGGCAGUUGUUAAACAGGCUUACCUUGACCACUAUGAGCAGAUACGUGCCGCUAUCCCUAAAAGCAGACUCUUGGAGUUCGAAACUGGAAAGGAUGGAUGGAAGGAGCUGUGCGAGUUCCUCGAUGAGCCCGUGCCCGAUGAUGAAUCUUGGCCUAAGGCCUACCCGACCGCUGAAUUCCAACACCACAUGGAUUUGGCAAUGGCUGGUGCAAUCCGCACGAUCGUGCAAUGGACUGGGCUAGGCCUAGCUGUGGGAGUUGGGGCCUUUCUUUUGCGGAAGAACUGGUCAAUGUUGGCACGUUGA
Penicillium soppii is the source of this 732-nucleotide messenger RNA. Its product is annotated as sulfotransferase family protein. Lineage: Eukaryota; Fungi; Ascomycota; Eurotiomycetes; Eurotiales; Aspergillaceae. Bases 1 to 732 code for a protein of 243 amino acids. The record is from RefSeq and is a predicted model, not a curated record. The transcript has a single exon.